Rodentolepis nana is the source of this 390-nucleotide messenger RNA. NCBI's taxonomy places the organism in Eukaryota, Metazoa, Platyhelminthes, Cestoda, Cyclophyllidea, Hymenolepididae. The record is from the annotation of a GenBank genome assembly.
AUGCGUGAAAGCCUUUCGUUGAGGCACAAGAAUGGAGCAGUUAUUCUUCUAUUUCUUCACAUUGUAUUCUUGAUGGAUACCAGUGUUGAGUGGAUGCAUUUGCCACUUCGAAGUUGGAGGAGGGAUGAGCUGAUUUGUUCAUCAAUUCAAGUGAUGAAUAUUCGUGAACUACCAGCAGUGGAUGAAGUCUUUACUCCCUCACCAGUUAAUCAAAUUAGAAAAGCUCCAUCCCCGAACAACUUCAUCUCAGUUCGAUUGAAUACCAAAUUUGAACGUAGGCUGACUUUGGAGUCUUCUCUGUUGGCUCCAGAUACUCCGCCACAAUCUCCAGGCAGCAUUGAAUUCGGGAAUUUUCGAACACCUGCACGUCUCCGUGAUAGGUUAUCGUGA